Cygnus olor (mute swan) is the source of this 3012-nucleotide messenger RNA. RefSeq names its product alkB homolog 5, RNA demethylase (gene ALKBH5). Lineage: Eukaryota; Metazoa; Chordata; Aves; Anseriformes; Anatidae. Gene Ontology annotation, cellular component: nucleus. The transcript has 5 exons. Gene Ontology annotation, biological process: mRNA processing; mRNA export from nucleus. Bases 319 to 1467 code for a protein of 382 amino acids. The record is from RefSeq and is a predicted model, not a curated record. Gene Ontology annotation, molecular function: oxidative RNA demethylase activity.
GGCCCCUCCGCUAUGGGAGCGGGCAGGGCGCCGCGCCGCGCCGGGGCCGCCGCUGGGCAUGUGCCAGGCUCGGCCGCCGCCGCCGCCGCGUGAGCUUGGCCGGUAACCGGGAGCUGCGGCCGAACCGCCUUUCCCCCCCCCCCCCCCCCCCCCCCCCCCCACCCCGUGCCGUCGCCGUUUCGUCGUCGCAGUCACCGCCGCCGUUACCGCCGCCGCCGCCGCCCCGGGCAAAGCCGGCGGCGGGUGCCAUGAGCAGCGGCUGCGCGUCCCCCGCGGCGGCAGCGGGGCGGUGACGGAGCGCGGGGCCGCCGAGGCGCGAUGGCCGGCAGCGGCUACACGGACCUGCGGGAGAAGCUCAAGUCCAUGAUGCCUUACCGGGACAACCCCAAGGGGCCGCGGGAGCCCGCCGAGCCCCCCCCUUACGAGCGCAAGCGGCGUUACCACGAGGACUCGGCCUCGGAGCCCAGCGACUACGAGGAGCAGCAGCAGCAGCAGCAGCAGAAGGAGGAGGAGGAGGAAGCCCGGAAAGUGAAGAGCGGCAUCCGACAGCUUCGCCUCUUCAGCGCCGAGGAGUGCGCCAAGAUCGAGGCCCGCAUCGAGGACGUGGUGUCCCGGGCGGAGAAGGGGCUCUACAAGGAGCACACGGUGGACCGGGCGCCGCUGCGCAACAAGUAUUUUUUCGGGGAAGGUUACACCUACGGGUCGCAGCUGCAGAGGCGAGGGCCCGGCCAGGAGCGCCUGUACCCGCGGGGGGAGGUCGACGCCAUCCCCGAGUGGGUGCACGACCUGGUGAUCAGGAAGCUGGUGGAGCACCGGGUGAUCCCCGAGGGCUUCGUGAACAGCGCCGUGAUCAACGACUACCAGCCGGGGGGCUGCAUCGUCUCCCACGUGGACCCCAUCCACAUCUUCGAGAGGCCCAUCGUCUCCGUGUCCUUCUUCAGCGACUCGGCGCUCUGCUUCGGCUGCAAGUUCCAGUUCAAGCCCAUCAGGGUGUCGGAGCCCGUCCUCUUCCUGCCCGUCAAGAGGGGCAGCGUCACGGUGCUCAGCGGAUACGCAGCCGACGAAAUCACACACUGUAUUCGACCGCAGGACAUCAAGGAGAGGAGAGCCGUCAUCAUCCUUCGGAAAACAAGACUAGACGCACCUCGAUUGGAAACAAAAUCGCUGAGUAGCUCUGUGUUGUCACCAGGUUACACCUCCGACCGCCUGUCGGGGAACAACAGGGACCAGAUCCUGAAACCCAAGCGGUCCCAUCGCAAAGCAGACCCCGAUGCUGCUCACAGGCCACGGAUUCUAGAAAUGGAUAAAGAGGAGAACAGGCGCUCGGUCCUCUUACCAAAACAUAGGAGACGGAGCAACUUCAGCUCCGAGAACUAUUGGCGAAGGUCUUACGAGUACACGGAGGACUGUGAUGAGGAGGAGGAGGACGGCAGCCCGGCCAGGAAAGUUAAAAUGAGGCGACACUGAGGAAUGCACUUUCCGGGCUCGUGGAGCUGAUGAGAUUGGCCUCCAGUCUGUGAAAACUUUCUCCUCCCUCUGGCUAUCUUCCAUCUAGCUUCAGUUUUGGUUUUUCCUUUCAGGCUGAAGAGUAAACAGGAAGGAUCUAGCGAUUUGUUUUUAUGAAUGGAGGAAUGCUGAGACAUAUGUAAGGAUGGAACAUGUCCAGUGCACAUGGUGUCCUGAGUCAUGGGUCAAACGGGCAUCUCUCCCUUAGGAAGCAGAUAAAGUUAUGCCAGGCUGUCUGUUGGGAUUUCUUUUGAAAACACCAAAAAGUUUAACUGUUUCAUUGCGCAAGAUUCAAGAAUUGUAUUUUUGUUUUUUUUUUGUUUUUUUUUUUUUUUUGCUUUAACUUCCUUUCCAAAUGUUCUAAAUAUGAUGUUAGACCCCAGGAGCUGAAAUUCUCUGUGGUGGCCUCGUAUUCCUUGCUUCACCAAAGGGCUCCUUGGUCUGCUGUUACCUAGUUGUCGUUGGGUUGUGUUUUAAGAGUGUGCCCUGCAGUAACUGGAAGUUUGGAGCUUUGCAGACCCCUCUUACUGCGUUGGUUACAAAGGGUUUAGGACAUUUGUGUUGCACUUUAGUACCAGUUUUAAAUGCCGUAGAUUUUCUUUCCGGUCCCUCUUCCCAAGCCAGCUUGGGCUCACAGCCUCGUGUCCCCGGGCUGCCCUCUCCGAGAAGAAUGUGCUUACCCCUGGCUUCUCAGCGCUGGCCUGACCGGCGAUGUAUUUUGGUUGAGGAGGGAGGAAACGGGGCCGAUUUCACUGAGGCCAGGCCGGCAUCGCCCUGAGGUCCGUGUUGGAGCCCGGGGGCUGCAGUAUCAGCACCGAGUACGUGCUGCUUUCCGGGGACAGCAAAGAGAAGCGGGGGAGGGCUGUGCUUGUGAGGAUGCUGGGCUCGGGGCCGCCCGAGAAAAGCUGUCCUCCGCCUCCUGGCAGCGUGGCGGGCUGGUUUUAACAUCCUGCCCCUGCUGGGUGGAGGGAGAGGAGCCGGCAGGGCACCCCGUGCCGAGGGCAGGCGCCGAUGGGGCCGCCGGGGAGCCGGGCACCUCGGCUGCCGUCCGUCCCCUCCGAGGCUGGCUCUGGGAGCGGGGACGCUGCCGGGUCAGUGCGUUCAUCAGAAAUAUCCACCGAUGCCCUGCUCGUCCCGCUGCGUGUCCCUGGGGCAGGGAGUUUGUGGCUGCCAGGGGAAAUGCUGAGCAGCAGCAGGCGUUUGGCCGCGAGGAGGUAACGCGAGGAGGUCUGCCUUCUUCCUCGUCUUCUCCCAGCUGGUUCGCGUUCGCCCAGCCUGAAGCCUGGGCGCCUUCCAAGUUUGGGGCCCAACACCGUAUUUAGAACCCUACUUUUAAGGAACUUCCUCCGAUUGAUUCUUUGAACCCAAGUGUUGGCAGUCGUAAGGAGUAGUCUUAUUUUUAAAUUUUUACCGCUUUGCCCUCCCUCAAACUGUAGUUUUUCUUAGUGUCGUGUCCCCCACACUUCAUGGUCUGCACGCUUGGCAAUAAAAAGAUGUAAUAUAUUU